Molecule: messenger RNA, 5286 nt
Organism: Cyclospora cayetanensis
Lineage: Eukaryota; Apicomplexa; Conoidasida; Eucoccidiorida; Eimeriidae
Exons: 15
Coding region: 1-5286 (1761 amino acids)
Biological process (GO): peptidyl-threonine phosphorylation; ubiquitin-dependent protein catabolic process
Cellular component (GO): cytoplasm
Molecular function (GO): protein serine/threonine kinase activity; ubiquitin protein ligase binding
Source: RefSeq, a predicted model, not a curated record
AUGGAAGAGGCUUGUGCGGCAUCUGGAUGCUCCGGAGUGACUGCUGCAAAAGCCGCAACAUCAGCAGCAAGCGUCGCUCCUCAGGCUGGCGUAAAGGUCUUAUCCCGACGCCGUCGUCCCCUCCGCAGCAGCAGCAAUGCAGCAGCAGCAGCAGCAGCAGCACCUGUCUCUGGGGAGCUCUUGGAGAGCAUUCCAGCAAAAAGAAUGACUGUUCAUCCAGGCACUGAUGAAGCUGUAGCAGCAGCUGCUGCAGCAGCAGCAACAGCAGCAGCAGCAGCAGUAGCAGCGACGGCGGGAUCAACGACUCCCCAGCAUCGAACCAGAGCAGCUAGAACACGGCAACAACAACAGCAACAGCAGCAACAACAGCAGCAACAGCAGCAACAGCAACAGCAGCAACAGCAGCAACAGCAGCAACAGCAGCAGCAACAGCAGCAGAAUGGUUUUGAUGCCACGGAAGUUGUGUAUUGUGCGCUGCUUUCUGGAGCUGAGGACCUUGCAGCAUCACCGCUGUCGGGUGUAGAUGCAGCGAAACACCUCGAGCAUUCCCAGGCAGCAGCAGCUGCAGCAGCAGCAGCAGCAGCGGCUCCUGUUGCAGCGGCAGCUGUUGCUGCUGUGGGGGUUGCGCCUCCCUCCGCCUCCACAGCAGAUGGGAGGUACUGCUCGACUCCUCCUGCUGCUGCUGCUGCUGCACGGAAGCGUGUUGCUGCUGCAAAUGUGCGUUCUGAAUCGAGCAAGAAGACGCGACGGCAGCUGCAAUUGCAGCAGCAAGCUGGAAACACACAGAUGGCUGUCUCGGCUGCCCCCGAGGCUGUCGAGGCUGCUGUCUCUGCGGAGGCUGCUCAGGCAGAGAUAUGUGCAAGUGCUGCCGUGCAGUUUCAAGGAGCUGCUGCAGCUGCAGCCGCAGUUGCGGGAUCGUUCGAUGCCACUGAAGACUGGCAGUUCUUAGCCGAGGGAUCAGCAGACAGCAGCAGCAGCAAGAGCAGCAACGGCAAGAGCAGCAGCAGCAAGAGCAGCGACAACAAGAGCAGCAGCAAGAGUGCCUUGGUGGGGGCUGCCGGUGUGAGCGUCGGCGCUGUCAGCUCUCCCGCUGCGCUCUUUCCAGCAGCAGCAGCAGCAGCUGCUGCUGCUGCUGCUGCGUUGCCUCACGGCGUUGCAGCAGUUGAGGCUGUUGCUUUGCUGCACAGGCUGUGGGUUAGUCCGGUGCUGCAAUACGCAGAGGCUUUAGAUCCUCGCGUGCUCCCGACACGAGAGAGUUUUGCUGCCUCCUAUUCCUUGGUGCAACAGUUGGCGGAGACUGAAGAGACGGCCUUUCAGGUGUAUUGUCUCUUCCGCAUAUCCUUGGCAGAAUGGGCAACAAAACAGCUGCGCCUACUUGUGCAGCAGCAACAGAGGGAUCACCAGCAGCAACAGGAGCAGCAGCAACAGGAGCAGCAGCAGCAGCAGCAACAGCUGAAGGUAUAUUCGCACUUGCACAAGCUCGUGGUGGAGGCUUUGUCUGCCACGGUGGCAGGUUAUCGCUACCAGCAGGUGCAGCUUCAAUAUAUCGAACCUGCUGCGUUCAGGAAGCUGAUGCUGAUGUUGUGCUGCUUGGGGGAACCCCACGUUGCAGCGCUAGAAUCGUCUCCCCUCCCCUUGCGAGCUCGAGCAGUGCCUUCAGAACAAGCGAAGAACGCUGGCGCAGGAGACGGCGAGGAGCAGCCACACGGCACAAAAGACACCCCUCUCCCCGCCACGCACAACAACCCCACCAGUCAGAGAAUCAGGCGCAUCGUAGAAUGGUGCCUUCUCCCGUCCUCACAGGCUGCAGAGACCGCUGCCGUUGGAGUUGCUGCUCGGCAGCAACAGCAUCUCAGCAGCGCUCAUUCGCAGCCUCAGGCUCACCAGGAGCAGCAACAACACCAACACCAACAGCAGCAUCAACAACAGCAGCAUCAACAACAGCAGCAUCAACAACAGCAGCAUCACCAACAGCAGCAUCAACAACAACAGCAUCAACAACAACAGCAUCAACCAACAGGUCGCUUUUUCGAAGACUUGCAGCAUUUCAUGCUUGCGGAGGCAGAGAGCUAUUACAGCAGCAAGUCUAGGGAGUGGUUGGUUGAGGAUUUUGUCGCCGCCUCCGAGGCAGCGCACCAGCAGCUGUUGCAGGUUCUGUGUGCAGCGGACCGACAGCAGCAGCAGCAAGAGCACCGAAUCGACUUCAAUGCAGCGGCAGAGUGCGCUGCCGCUGCAGCCGCGCCGCGCGUAGAGCAGCAGGGGGUGUCGCACAUGCUCUGCCGCUGCUGGCUGCGUGCCUGUUGCAGCAGUUUCGGCGUGACAGCAGCAGCGGAAGCCGCGGAGGAUGAAGAAUUCGAGACUGUGGUGGUAGUGUGCAGUUGCGGCAGUGGGAGCUGCUGCCAAGGACCUCCUAAUCCGCAGCUGUUUCAGGGAGCGCAGCUGCCGCCUCCCCCCCAGCCGCGGAUGCUGCGGCUCCGUGCCUCUGCUGCGAAGCUUCUGCAGGAUUUGCAGAAGCAGACUCGCGAGGAGGAGAGUCUCAGCAACAGCAGCUACACGGAGCGUGUCCACUCGCUGCUGAUGCGCGAGCAGCAAGUCUUCAAGCUCGCAGCUCUUUGGCCACGCUUGCAACAGAAUCUUCUGCAGCGUGCUUCGAAGAUUGCGAUCAUGGAUUGUCUGCAUGUCAUUCUAUGCGGCCCAGGGGGCCUUGCAGACUUGCUGCAGCAGCACGCUUUCCUUUGUGACUUGCAUGCGGCGCCGUUCGAGCACCCCACCAGGCAGCAGCAGCAGCAACGGCUCGCUCUGCAGCUGCGUGGGCAACCGCGGCGACAAGAGACUGCGGAGGAGACGGGCUGUACGGGAGGCAGUCCUGGUGUGCAGAAAGGCAGCAGCAGCAGUACUAGCAGCAGCAGUACUAGCAGCAGCAGUACUAGCAGCAGCAGUACUAGUUGCAGCAGCAAUAGUACUAGUUGCAGUAGUUGCAGUAGUUGCAGCAAUCCAGGUGUGUCGAGAAGCUGCAACUCCUUAGCCACUGGCAAGGACUUAAUCGGGGAGGUCGACUUAUGCGCGCUUCUGAAGCAGCGAGGCUUGCUGUUGCAAUCCGUGUGGCGACUCCUUAGGCUGUACAAGCCUACGCAACAGCGACAGCAGAAGCCGAGAGAUCUUGUUACUGCCAUUGUGAAAGAGGCGGUGACAGCGAGGGUGUUGCGCAUCACAGCGCCACUGCGAGAUGACGCUUCAGCUGCUGCUACUGCUACAGCUGCUGCUACUGCCACAGCUAAGCAACCUCGCUCGGCGUCAUCUUCUGGGAAAUCACGAAAGCAGCAGCAACUGCGAGCGAAUCAGGAGGAGGAGGACGAGCACCAAGGCAAUGCCUGGCUCGGGAGCGCACAAGGCGUGGCUUGCCGCCGGUUGCUGGAAUUUCAGGGAGAAGUAAAGCGAUUGACAGACUUUGUUUUCAAAGGAGAUGUCAGGAUGGCGCAGGCGAUUUGUGCGGCCAUAAGAAACGCGCUCGUGGGUGUUCGCUCGCUGGCGACUUCUCUUUGCUGCUUCUGGGACCAUUUAAUCCCCGACUUGCAGAGUUAUUCGCAAACGAGAAAGGUUGCGAUGCACUUAGUGGCGCUGCUUCAGAACAUGCCUGAUAAGGCCACCUUUCUCGAGAUAUACAGAAGACACUUGGGAAAUCGAUUGCUGCAGCGCGGAUGUCGAGGCGUGGAGCAAGAAAAAAUGAUCGCUGAGCUUCUUGAGCGCCAUGCAGGCGUAGAACUGCAAGCAACCGUACGAAUCGCCGCGAUGCCGAAGGAUAUCGAGGCAAGUGCGCUGUUGUCAAUCGAAUUCCAGCAGCAGCAAGAGCAGAAGCUGCAGGAGCAGCUGGAGGAGCAGCAGCAGAAGCACCAUCAACGCCAGCAGCUCAUACAGCUGCAACACCUGCUACGCGCGCACAGGGAGCAGCAGCAGCAAAUACACGAGGGACGCCCCCAGCAGCAGCUCUUGCUGCAGGAGGAACAGCAGCUGCUGCAGGAGCAGCAACAACUGCUGCAGCAGCUGCUGGCAGAAGACGACGAGGAUGUGCAGCAACUCCUGUGGCUGCCCUGUCAGCAGCAACAGUUCAGAGCACUGGUUCUGCGCUGGAAUUGCUGGUCGGCGAUGGACAGACAGGCAACGCCUUUAGAGGCUUUGCAGCUGCAACUGCCACGCGAACUGUCUCUUCCUCUCGUCUCUUUCACAGCCUUCUACACCAAUAAAUACAUUAGCCGUGUUUUGGCGUGGCAGAUGCACUGCAGCAGGGUCACCCUUCGCACCUCCCUGUACUCGCCAGCUGCUGCUGCUGCUGCAGCGGCUGCUGCAACUGCGGCGGAGGCGCACCAGCAGCUCGGCAAGCGCCUCACCACUAGCAACAUCGCCAACUGCAAUAAACGGCAAAGCCCCCGCCUGCGGCCUGCUGUCUCGACACCGUGCGAGAGCAGCAGCAGCAGCAGCAGCAGUAGGAACAGAAGCAAGUGCCGAGGUGUUCAUGGCGACGACAGCAAGAUCAGCAACAAUGCAAGCUGCAGCAGUAGCAGCAGCAACACUGGCAGCAGGAGCAGCAGCCCGCUAUCCGAUGUGACGCUAGUAGAGACGGAUCCAUUUGCUGCAGGGUUGCUGCUGUUAUUCAACGACGACACAUUAGCGGCGGAUGGACUGUCUCUAGAGGUUUUACAGUCUGAGAUGCAUCUCAGCCCGUCCGAAUUGGCAGACGCUGCAGCAGCGUUGCUGCAGCCUUUCCCACUGCUGCGGAUCCUUCCCCCAGCGAAAGCGUUAGAUCAGCAACAGUCCGAGGAAGAGGAGGAAAAGCAGCAGAAGCAGCGAACUUUUCAAGAGCAAGAGAACGCCCUCGAAGAGCUCACUGAAGCUGUGCGAGCAAAGCUGAUUGCUGGCUGGCGGCUGCGCUUGAACGAAACUUUCUGCUACAGCGGCAGCAAGGGCAACAGCAGGAGAACUACUGUUAUCCGUUGUGCACCUCCUCUCUCGCUGUCAGCAAUAUACACCGAUGGCAAGCAUGCCCGUCGAGAGCAGAAGAAGCGGGAGGAGGCAACGGAGGCAGCCGAGCUGUCUGCUGCGGAUCGCAAGACACUUCUUGAAGCCUCGAUCGUGAGGAUCUUGAAGCAAGCGCACAAAAUGGAGGAAGCAGCACUUGCUGCAGAAGUUCAGGGGCCAGAGCGGUCCGCAGCAGCCGAGCAGCUUUUGCAGCAAGCGCUGGCGUCACUGAUCGAGAGAGAGUUCUUAAGAAGAGACGAAGAGAAUCCGUGA